AGAUUCAAAACAUUCAGUACAAGGAGUUUCAGUAUUUCCAGCAUUUUUGCCAAGCGCAUUUAAUGGACGACGGAAUAUAAUACAUAGAUAUAUAAGACACUACAGCAGAUGGUGAAGAUUACAAAAAUCUCAUUUCCAGAAAAUGUAAAGCUUGCAUUCGAUUCGUUUUAAAACAAAGGAAGCAAUAUGUUAACCUUUUUAUACGCAACUAGCGCUCGACGGGGAACGUUGUGUGCAGCACGGAUUUGAUUAAAGUGAAACAAUGUUGAGCCGACUUUACGAUUUACUCACAAGGCCCACUGAAGUUGUGGAAGUCUAUGGCUUACUGCCAUUUCAUGGCGCUAUGUGGCCCCUUGUAAUUGUGAACGUCUUCUUUGUCGUUUUCGCCUUCCGCCUUGGACCCUGGCUGAUGCGCAACCGCGAGCCUUUCAAUCUCAAGCGCGUACUUAUGGUCUACAAUGUAUUUCAAAUUAUAUACAACGGCAUAAUGGUGGUUCUAAGUGUCAUCUUGCUAUCGCAUUAUGUGGCGUCGGGUGGACUAGCCUGCAUCCGGCCGAUGAGCAUGGAUCACCCGGCGAAAAAAUUUGAAAUAUUCUGCGCUCUAUUGUACAUCAGCAACAAGUUUAUCGAUUAUUUGGAGACGCUGUUCUUCAUACUGCGCAAAAGCUACAAGCAAGUAACGGUCCUGCACGUCUACCAUCACAUAAUGAUGACGACCUUCAUAUACAUGCACAUCAUUUUGCGUGGCGUCGGCGGUCAGGGAAGCACAAUUGGCAUGCUCAACGCACUCGUCCACGUCGUCAUGUACGUGUAUUAUCUGCUGAGCUCCAUCGAUACGGAACUGAAGAAGUCGCUGUGGUGGAAAAAGUACAUUACACAAUUGCAGCUGGUACAAUUCGCCAUUGACUUCGUCCAUCAGAUUUGGCCACUGGUGGUGGCGCGCGACUGUCCCGUAUCUACAGUUUGGCAAAUCAUUGCGGUGACACAGGCCGUGGUUAUGAUGUGGAUGUUCGGCAACUUCUACCUUAAGACCUAUAUUAGGAAGCGGAAUGACAAGAAGCUGACUGGAAAGCAAUCGUGAGCACGAUCUCCCAACUGGGCCGAACUCAGAUGUUGGUUUACCGACAGCCCAAUGCCUUGUAAUUAUUGGAUUUUUUUUGUGAUAUUGCAAUAAGUUAUAAUUUUUAAAAGUAAA
Molecule: messenger RNA, 1195 nt
Organism: Bactrocera tryoni
Lineage: Eukaryota; Metazoa; Arthropoda; Insecta; Diptera; Tephritidae
Product: elongation of very long chain fatty acids protein F-like
Exons: 5
Coding region: 263-1081 (272 amino acids)
Biological process (GO): fatty acid elongation, monounsaturated fatty acid; very long-chain fatty acid biosynthetic process; sphingolipid biosynthetic process
Cellular component (GO): endoplasmic reticulum membrane
Molecular function (GO): fatty acid elongase activity
Source: RefSeq, a predicted model, not a curated record